AUGGCACUCUUGUGUCCCGUUAUUGCCGUCUCAGCCACGGUCCACUCGGUCGAGGUGGCGCCGCGCAAUAACUCCGCACUAGCGCGUGACUCGAAGUUAACGAAUACCACGGUAAGUUUGUUUUUACGCAGGGGCUGGAAUUGCGUCUAUUAACAAAUCCAUUGAAGUAUAAAUGGACCCCAACACUUACAGGAAGGUUUUCAGUGGAAUGGAGAAUUCCACCGCCGAAGUUUAUCUUUCGAUCGUCAGUGCUUGACCAAUUUAACUGUGUACGAAAGAUGUAGGUCGUCCGUUGAUAAGGGUCUCAAUGCCGAGACGGGCGAAGAUGCGGGUUCCUGUAAGUAGUUCAUAAGAAGUAGAAGCGAUCGUUAAAACGUUUUGCUGAUCGCUGACGUUUUGGAUUUUCGCUCGAACCCAUCAUCAGAUACAGCGACAGAUGGGGGUGAUUCGUGCAUAGGAGGUAGCAGUACUUAUAGGCUGCACACUCAAGUUUGAUGAGAUCGAAAUUCUCGCGAGAGGUGAUAAUCGCGUGAGCCGCGAGUUGCUUCAGUCGUGGUUCGCGGGACCUCAGUCUAUCAGCAAGUGCAGUGACAUCCCCACUCCAUAUUCGGUGCUGAGGCAUUGUCUGGGCAAAGUAAUUAAACAUUCGGGAGCUGACGGGCCGGUGAGCCAGAAGGCCAAGCAAUAAUCACGCCAGUAUCCAACACAGGUGAUGAGAUUUCAGCAAUUGGCAACUUUCGUGCUAGUCAUCAAGCCAUCAAUGCGCCAGCGGGGUGUAGGGGUGCCAGCGGUGGGUUCACGUAAUGGUCGUGGUGGUCGCUCAGUUGCUUGCAAGUGGGACUGCGCCUAGCGUCCACUUGCUGGCACUCAACUCUCAUCUGUGGCUCCACGUAGCUGGACUCUGUUUAGCGGCCACACCCCGGGCAACCGUCUCGACCGGCGGGCUAAACCAGGUGAGGGGGCCCUGUGCGCUGUGCCGUGUGCACAGGGUUUGCGGAUUCCGCUGGAUGGAAGGUCGGAUGGAACUUUGCGUCGGCACCGUCGUGACGUGGUUCGUCGCUGCACGCCGCUGAACAGCCGGUGACGGGAUGGAUCUCCACAUCGACAUCGCCUUGACGCGCCCACCUACGCCGUCGGAGACCGCGGCUUACGGCGAAUUCGAGUCGCUCUCCACUACAACCCGAAGUCGUGGUCCCAUAGUGGAGUUCGGCCGUGCAACAACGGCACAUGGCAGCCCUAUUCAGGGAUGGCACUGCCAGCCCCCACGGGAGGAAGGGCCUAGAAAAAGUGGCCUAAACAUUGCUCGGUACCACGCCGUCUCCAGGCUAGCCAGGGCCGCAGAUUUCUAAUCAUGGUCGAAACAAUCAAAAUCGAAACAACAACAACAAUACCAAUAACAACAACAACCAUACUCAUUCUCCUCAUCCUACCUCUUCUUCCUCUUCCUCUGCCUAUUCUUCUCCUUCGACACCUUCUUCUCCCUCUCCUUCCCGUCGCCCCACUCGUUGUCACCAGACUAGCAGGGUGAGCCCGCUCACUCUGGCAGACUGGAAUGUUCGUUCCCUUUUAGACAAUCCGAGGAGCAACCGACCGGAAUGGAGGACGGCGCUAGUGGCACGAGAACUGGCGCGCUACAAGGUGGACAUCGUCGCACUCAGCGAGUCCCGAUUCUCCGAACAAGGCCAACUGGAGGAGGUGGGUGCCGGCUACACGUUCUUCAGGAGCGGUCGACCCAGGGCAGAGCGACGGGACGGGAGUGUCGGCCUCGCCAUUCGGAAUGACAUCGUGGGACGACUGCCCUGUUUGCCGCAGGACAUCAACGAUCGCCUGAUGAGCCUCCGCCUGUAUCUCUGGGGAGGCAAAUUCGCCACCAUCAUCAGCGCCUACGCUCCGACGAUGACCAACCCCGACGCCGUCAGAGACAAAUUCUACGUGGACAUGCAGGCCCUCUUGGCGACUGUGUCGAAGGCGGACAAGUUGAUUGUCCUGGGUGACUUCAACGCCCGCGUCGGCACAGAUCAUGCUGCCUGGAGGGGAGUGCUGGGUCCCCACGGUCUCCGCGGCUCCAACGAAAAUGGUCUGCUGCUUCUCCGCACCGGCGCAGAACACCGUCUCAUGAAGAGGGAGACACGAUAG
Molecule: messenger RNA, 2136 nt
Organism: Spirometra erinaceieuropaei
Lineage: Eukaryota; Metazoa; Platyhelminthes; Cestoda; Diphyllobothriidea; Diphyllobothriidae
Source: the annotation of a GenBank genome assembly